UUGCCGAUUCCGCUGCCAAAGAGCAACACAUGUUGAGCCAACACAUCGGAGACCGUAUCCUUGAAUGCGAUUAUCCUCAAUGUGGGGCUAAAUUCAAACUGUCCACUGAUAGGGAUAAACACAAAUUAACCCAUACGGGAAAGAGGAUCUCAGCGCCGCCUAAACUCACAAAUGGUGUUGUAGUGAGGGGUCGGGGUCGGCCCCCAACCAAAAAGAAGUUUUACAUUGAAAUCAGUUCGAGUGAAUCAUCCGUUGAGAGCGAAGAUGACGAUGAAGAAGAGGAAGAUGAAGAAGAAGCAGAAGAAUUGGUUUCAAAUGAGAAAAGUGUUGAUAAGGAGGCAGAGAGCGACCCGAAAGGUGAACAACCGUUAGAUUUGUCGAAAUCGGGCUCUAAUUCGAAGAGAGAUACAAACAAAGUGUCAGAAAAGAAGACAAAAACUCCGGCAAAAAGAGGCCGAAAGCGCAAAGAAAUGGUGGUCUCCGAGACUGUCAUA
Molecule: messenger RNA, 494 nt
Organism: Oppiella nova
Lineage: Eukaryota; Metazoa; Arthropoda; Arachnida; Sarcoptiformes; Oppiidae
Source: the annotation of a GenBank genome assembly